Cladocopium goreaui is the source of this 339-nucleotide messenger RNA. Lineage: Eukaryota; Dinophyceae; Suessiales; Symbiodiniaceae. The record is from the annotation of a GenBank genome assembly.
AUGCUUUGUCUUCUGCUGUUACACUGCGUCUUCUCAUCUGCCACUAUCAUUCGAGUGGAGGAAGUAACCAGUGGAGUCGAGGCUACACCUGUGAGCGCUUCACUGCAGCAGCUUGAGGCUGGCUUUGUUCCAGCAAAUGACGAUGGGCAUUGGAGCAACCACGACUUCCUCGCUGGCAUAACCUUUGGAGUCAUGAGCUCCGGCAUCAUUGUCGCUUUGCUGCUGGGUUGCCAGGCUGAUUCGGAAGCGAUUUGGGUUGCUGGUCAGGCUUGGAUUUGUCGACGAAGGUGCUUCAAGUGGCUCCUGCGGGACGCACCGAGUGCCAGGCUGCUUCAAUAG